AUGCAGCAUUUUUCGUGUAGCUGGCAACGCCAAAUUCAUAUUGCGGACAAAUUUUGUUUACAAUUGAUGUAAUUGAUUUUGCUAUUCUAUUUUAAUAAAUUGCGACAAUGAGUAAUUUAGAAGUGGAUAUUAAAAUCUUGGAGCCAGAGACCACUUUGAAGACUGAAGACGAAGGCAACGAUGCUGAGAGUUCCACCAAUAAUAAUCUGACCGCCAAAGAGGAUGACUUAAAAUCAGCGGAGACAUUGCGGGAGUCGCCCGUACAGUGGCCAGAGCGCUUUCCUGGCAUGGAUGAGUUUCUGACCAAGAGCGAUACACCGAUACAUACACCAAAUAUUGAUCCCGCAAGAAUUUUGACCAAUGCCAACUUGUCGGCCAUUAACCAAUUUGCUCGUUUGCCGCCAGAACAACUGGUUGAUAAGAUUAAGGCAAUGCAGGAAGAAAUCUACAAGUUGGGACUGCGUGAGUCCAAAGAGAUGACUCGAGGCAAACUUUUGGGCAUCUUUGAUCGCGAUCGUCUUACGAAAACGAAAGAUUUUCGAAAUUAAUUUUUAGCAAAUGCGCAGCAAAACAUCUCUGACGUCAGACUUGAUUAACUUUAGAUUAUAAUACUUACAUAAUUACCAACUUAUGGCCAUCUUUUCACUAAAAAAUUACAAAUUGGUUUGAUUGUUUUUUUUUAGUGAUAAGAGGCUUUUAUAAUAAUAUUAUUCAUCAUAAUUACGUGCUUGCAUGUGCAUAUUUCAACAGAAUUGUAAAACGCGUCGAUUACGCUAGUCAACAAUAAAUAACAUUUAUUUCCAUUAAA
Drosophila innubila is the source of this 808-nucleotide messenger RNA. RefSeq names its product protein lin-52 homolog (gene lin-52). Gene Ontology annotation, cellular component: DRM complex. The transcript is spliced from 4 exons. The record is from RefSeq and is a predicted model, not a curated record. Gene Ontology annotation, biological process: regulation of DNA-templated transcription. Bases 108 to 548 code for a protein of 146 amino acids. Lineage: Eukaryota; Metazoa; Arthropoda; Insecta; Diptera; Drosophilidae.